CGCGAGAUGGCAGUUAAAUUUAUGACGUUUGGCGUCGUGCUCGUCCUGCUGAUUUAUUUCUUGCCGUAUCCUUUCGAGAAUACAAACAUUUUAAAUUUGAUACAACUAUUAUCAUAAAUAAUCAUUGUCAAAAUGGCUGAAUACACGAUCAAAACCGCUGCUUUUGUAAAUCUACAAAUCUCUACAUCAAAAGACGAGAUAACAUUGAAUGAAAAACGUUAUCCAAAGGACCUAUCAAUUUCAGAGCUCAAAAAUAAGCUUGAGUUGAUCACUGGCGCAGGUUCAGAGACAAUGAAAAUUGAACUCUAUACCAAAGACAAUAAACAUGUGGGCACUUUAGACAACAAUGAAGCAAUGUUAGGUUCUUAUCCAGUGGAUGACGGCAUGCGUUUGCAUAUUGUGGACAAAUUUCUGCUCAGAAAUGAGUUGGAGAAUUUCGACAAUGUUCCAAAAUAUGAACUGUCUCUUGAUGAGUACAGCAAGAAGACAGACACUGUGAGGCAGUUUAUGAUCAAGAACAAAAUGGGGCAAUACAAUGAGGAAAACAUCAAGAAGAAAGAGUUGCAGGAGGCUAAAGAACAGGAGAUUACAGAGACAAUGGUGAUUGGCUCCAGAUGUAAAGUCACUUCAAAAAGUGCACCAACCAGGAUUGGUACUAUUAUGUGCAAGGGUGUGAUUGCUGAUUUGCCAGGUUUUUGGGUUGGAGUCAAGUUUGAUGAGCCAUUGGGGAAGAAUGAUGGAACAUGCAAAGGAAAAAGGUAUUUUGAAUGCCAGCCCAAUUAUGGCGCAUUUGUCAAGGCCGUUGAUGUCGAAAUGGGCGACUUUCCCGAAGAAGAGCUUGAUUUGGAUGAAGAAAUCUAAUCAUUUUAAGCAUAUUGACUAAUUGUGAUAACUUAUUACUCAUGUAGUGUAAGUUUUGUAUUAAUUUGUAUUCCUUGCACACUUUUUCACAUUACUCUGCUUCUCAUGAUGUAUAAAAACUAAAUUUACUUAA
Molecule: messenger RNA, 994 nt
Organism: Dalotia coriaria
Lineage: Eukaryota; Metazoa; Arthropoda; Insecta; Coleoptera; Staphylinidae
Gene: TBCB
Product: tubulin-folding cofactor B-like
Exons: 3
Coding region: 133-861 (242 amino acids)
Biological process (GO): cytoplasmic microtubule organization; tubulin complex assembly; post-chaperonin tubulin folding pathway
Cellular component (GO): cytoplasm; microtubule plus-end; nucleus
Molecular function (GO): alpha-tubulin binding; microtubule plus-end binding
Source: RefSeq, a predicted model, not a curated record